Messenger RNA from Blepharisma stoltei, 4004 nucleotides. NCBI's taxonomy places the organism in Eukaryota, Ciliophora, Heterotrichea, Heterotrichida, Blepharismidae. The record is from the annotation of a GenBank genome assembly.
AUGGCAACUGAGAGAAAUAGUCCUCUUUAUUUAAGAAACGAGCAUACCCAUAUUAUUUCUCCAAUUUUGGAAACGAAAGAUAACAUUCACUUACCAGAAAUCAAGUCUCCAGGCAUUCAGCCUUCAUUUAUCACUCAAAACGACGAGUCCUGACAAAGUGGUAAAAAGGACGCUAUUUCUUUACAAAGGAAAAUUGAUUUUUUUCUAACUGAAAUUGAAGACAGAUUGGAAAGUAUCCGAAAAUCCCCUCACAAGGAUAAUUCAUUAUACAGCAAUCCUUCUCCCACUAAUUUUUCUGAUAUUUCGCUUAGGCACAUUUCAGUUACCCCAACAUUAAAAAAUCCGCCUAUUUCACCUUUAAAAAUCCAAGGAAAAAUAUUGAGGAAAGUAAAAGAAAAAAUUGAAAAGAAAAAAUCAAUUGAAAAUUUAAUGAGAUCUACUAAUGAAUUUACUCAGGAUACUGAAAAAAAUGAAGGAUUAAUAGAAGAUCUCCGAAAAGAAUUACAAAACACUAAAACUCCAUUAAUAGAAAGCUUGUAUAGUGAAAUUCAAAGCAAAGAAAAUGCUUAUGAUGCAUAUCGGAAAUAUGGCCGAUCUAAAAAUGAAUAUGAUGAAGACUCCUCUUUAUCAGUUUUCAGUAAAAAAUGCACUGAAGAGCAAAUCCCUCCACUUCCAGUGCUCGCACAUGCUAAAGAGCAUUCUUUAAUAUUAAAUCGCUAUAAAAUGAAUGACCAGCUCUGCAGAGCUAUAAGUGACUCUAUAAAAACAAUGAAAAAUUUAAUGCAAAUCCAUUUGGAUGAAUGCGGGAUUUCUGAUCAAGGAGGUGCAAAUCUGCUUAAAGGCAUAUCUACAAAUACCAAUAUCCAAUCUCUUUACUAUACCAGAAACGAAAUAGGCUCGAAUUUUGCGAAAGAAUUAAAUAAAAUGAUAGCUUCAGCUCAAAUUACAGAAAUAAAUUUAAAUGCGUGUAGAUUUACACCAAUGAAUGUUGUAGAAGCGCUCAAAGCUUUACCACUCUCAAGAACCUUGAGAAAACUAUAUAUUUCAGAUUUAGGGCUCAAUAAUUUAGCAAUGGACCAAGUCUGCAGAGUUUUAAGAAAAAAUAUUUUGACAGAGCUAGAUUUAUCAUGAAACCAAAUAUCUUCUGAAAGCACUAAAAAAUUUUUAGCUUAUUUAAGAAAAAAUAGAAGCUUAAAAUUUUUAGAUUAUUCAUGAAACAAUUUAAGCUCCCCAGACUCUGAAUUAAGCAUUUAUAUUAGCCAGAUUUUUAGCAGGCAUCCUGGUUUAUUACAUCUUAAUAUUUCUCACACAAAAAUCACAGACACUGAUGCAGGAAUUAUUAUUAACGGCUUAAAACAGUCUAACACCCUGAUUGGACUGCAUCUUACUGGUAAUAAAAUUUCGAGAAAAAUGCUGAAUUCAAUGAUACUUCAUUUAGGGGCACAAGAAACUGUAGGGAUGAAAGCAAAUUCAGCUUUAUCAGUUCCACAUCCUAUGAAAUUUUUAAAAAGAAAUGAUUAUACUGUAGAUCAAAGCACAAAAAUCAAUCUUAGACUGAGAGAUAGAAUGGGGAGAUCAUUAAUUACACACAAAGAUAAUUUGCUAAACAUAGAAAGUCCUACCAAAGAUGCAGAUAAAAGACUAUUCGGACACUCCAAUGAGUUAAUAUUUUCCAGAAUGCUGGGGAAAAGAGAAGUUAAAGGCUCAAGCCAAUGGAUUUUGUCUCCACAUUGCUGGAUAUGUGAAAGAUGGGUCAUUUACGACCUAAAAAUCAGCUUACUCCCCCCCCCCCUCCGUGAGCGAACAAAAAAAAUUUUGUUCACUCACGGAGGGGGGUUAAUUUUUUUUUUUAAAAAAAAUUUAUAUAUAAAAUUUUUAUAAAAAAUAUUUUUUUCGAAAUUUAAAAAAAAUCCUAAUUUGCAAAAAUUGGGAAGCAAAUAUUAAUUUAAUUUGCAAAAUUUAUGUUUUAAAAACGCAAUUUGUUUAAAAUUAAACAGAAUUAGCUCUAGAUUUCAUUAUACUAAUUAUCACUUAUAUAUCAAAAUUUUUUUCCAUUAAAAUUUUUUCUAUUAAAAAAAUUUUUGUUCGCUCACGGAGGGUGGUUUUUGGUCAAAAAAUGGUGAUUUUUCUAAUGGUUUUGUUCGCUCACGGAGGGGGGGGGGGGAGUUAGAAAAGGUUAAAAACGUUGAAAAUAUUAAUAACUUCAAUUGGAAAAAAAUCAGAGAAAUCUGCAAAAUCUGUUUAAAAGCUUCAUUUAACGACUGAAAAGAAAUCCCACUAGAACUUGUAGACGAAACCCUAGGAAAGUAUGAAAUUUCGUUACUUUUGCCACCUGGGAAGCAUUAUUUGUGGUUUAUUUUAGAUGGGAAUGAUGUGUGUGUUACUAAAGAACUAUCUAAAAGAACAUGGGAAGGAGCCAGUGUAAACGAAAUUAAUAUACCUUUAAGGUCAUAUGAGCUUUCUGUUAGUGAAGCAGAAAAUAUACAAGUAGGGAGGGUUUUUGAUAAAAAUAAAUCUGUUUUUAGGAAUUAUAUAGACGAUACUGACCAAACCAGGAAAAUUAUGUUUGAUUAUGAUAGCAAAUAUUAUAAACUCCCAAGGGUUAUUAGAGACACUAAACAGUUAGACGAUGUUUAUAGCGUUCUACUAGCAAAUUUUGGAGAAAUUAAAGAGAUCUUUUUAUAUUUAUCAGCAAGUAGUAACUAUCCUAGUAUUGGCUGGCUUGAUUUCAGCGAUUUUUGUGAUCAAUGUGAUAUGCAUGAUAAAAAGUUUUUAAAUAAAGCGGCCGUUGAUAGAAUUUUUAUAGCUGUAAAUGUAGAGCUUGAAGAAAAAUUGGAUGAUAAUCCUGAUAAAGAGCUAUGUAGAUACGAGUUUUAUGAAAUUAUAGUAAGAUUGGCUCUCUGCAAAUAAAUUUGGCAGGACUAAUUAUGUAUUAUUUUAUUAUUAUUUAUUUUCUAAUUUUUAUAAAAAAUAAAUUCCAGUAUAUUUAUACCAAUACUUAAUUAUAAAUAAUUUUAUACCAAGAUCUUCCUUUAACACCUGCUCAAAUGACUGAGAAAUUACUAAACGACCAUAUAUUUAAAUACGCAAUGACUGCUAAAGCUGCCAAAUUCAGAAAAGAAAAGCUCUACAACCUUGAAGUUAACGACAUCCUUGAGGCCAAUUUAUCAAAUCUCCAGAACAUUUUCACGAAAUAUCGAGAAAGGCUUGGAAGAUGGCUGUCAUUUAAAUCAAUCAGAGCACUUGUGGACAAAGCAAAAAUCAUAAUUAAUGAUGAUGAGCUUAUAAAGGUUUAUGCAUUUUCCAAAAUGAGCAUAUUAAAUGAAAUGGACUCGGAUGGGGCUCACUAUAAAAUGCAGUUUGUGGAGUUUCUUGAUUUUUUGGGGAGGCUGUCAGAUUUGGUGUGCAAUGAGGAUAUACCGAUUUAUAGUAAGCUGGAUUUGAUUUUGGAGAAAAUACUUGUAAGUAAUGGAUUAAGAUAAGAUUAAUUGGCUUAAAGUCUAAAAGAUUUGAUACCUCCCACGCUUUCGACCACCAGAGUUUGCUUGGGAGGAGAACUCGACAGUGGUCUUCUCCUGGGCCCUAGGAUUUGCAUCGAUAUCCCUGAGUUUCAAAGGUUAGAAAAACUCCUCUUUCUCUUCAGGCUUUAUGGGUGCUAUAAGGCAAAGGUCAGCCGAUGCCUCCUGUCGGACGUCUUUAACACCCAGGAAAAAAGAAGCAUCGCCUUCUGGAAAAUCCGUUGCCAGAAAGCCAUCUGGAUGAUUAAUACUCUGGAAUAGCCACCAGCUGCUUCCAAGACCUACACUAUACUGCCGCUCUCGGCAAGCUAAGGAUUAAAAUUAAAGGGCCUGAGCUUUGGUUUAGGCUAAAAAACAAUUUGGCGCCCAAAGUGACGCGUCUUCAUCAAGAGGAUAUUUCGUCGCCACCAUUUUAUUAUUAAUAGAUUAAGGAAAGCGAAAAAGAUACAGGAAAAUGAGUCUGGGUCAGAAAUUGAUGAUGAUUAA